This is a messenger RNA of Schistosoma curassoni, 3130 nucleotides long. The record is from the annotation of a GenBank genome assembly. NCBI's taxonomy places the organism in Eukaryota, Metazoa, Platyhelminthes, Trematoda, Strigeidida, Schistosomatidae.
GAACCAUUUGUGCCGUAUCACGACGCGCGCUGACUAACACUUGCGCUACCUUCGUGAUGAAUAUCUCUCACUGUGUGUUCUGGGUAGUUGUACUUCUGUGUGGACCUCUUGCUGGUCGAAAACACAUCCUUAAUCUAAAGGUUUCAAAUAUUUAAUGCUUUACACGAAUUUUAGAACGAUGGUCGUAAGUCAGUCUUAUGCAGUCAUUUCGGGUUUGCAAAGGAUUCAUUUCUCUCUGUUUUUAUCCAGAAACUGCAAGGUGAUUUACAAUAUAUAACUUUUACUCUGGAUAAGGCUGGGGAUUCUGGAGUAACGUCACUUACUGUACGUCGAACUUCAUUAAUCUACUUACUCAUCUUCUAUAGGAAUCCAAGUCAAAUUCUUGUUUUUGGGAUAAGUCAUUUAAAUUUAUUUAUCUCUCAUUUGACAAAUCAUCCAAGUUAGCGGUUUGAUGGUAAUAUUCUGACCUCUUUGCUUAAAUAGAUCACUGGUGAUACAUAAUUAUGAUCCAAAUUAUAAAGGUGUAAUUUUUGAAGCCUCUUCUUUAGAAAUGGAAGAGGAUGGUCAACCUGAUAUCAAACCCAUAGGUUUGAUUGACAAUAUUCAAUACGCUCUUACCUGUUUGCGGUUGGUUACUGACCAAAGCCUUUCGUUGGCUAAAGCAAUAAAUGCCAUAAUAUUAUCUGAACCGAAACUUAUAGAAAAAGUCAAAUUUAUGAAUGUAUUGGAACUUCAUCGACAACAGUAUCUUGUCUAUCAACUUCUACGUGAAGUUGCUGAAUACUCACAAAAUACUAAGGAUGAAGAGCAACAAUUCCCAGGUCGUAAAGCUAAAAAUCACAUUGAACCAAGUGAUGAUUCACAGUUGCAAAAAGUUUUCGAAAUCAUCUUAUCUCAAAUUACUCCUUUUGGUUCAUUACAGCGGAUUCCGUACGAAAUGAAAGACAAUGUCAUAAGUGCUAAUUUUACAGUUCGUUUCUUGAAUACAUCUGAAGAAGGCUUAUAUCAUCUGUACUUUCAUAAUUGUGCUGAAUUAAAUGUAGAAUCUGGUAAACGUCAUUCAGUUAACUUAACAUUAAAAAUGGUUGAGAAGAAUGUAAACAGUUAUUUAUCUGCUGGUCAACAACCAUUGCCUAUGCUUUAUGCAAUUUCGUGUUUGGCUUAUUUGUUCCUUAGUAUUUUCUGGUUUGUUUACCUUCGCAAAUCAAAAAAUUCGGUUUAUCGAAUUCAUUAUCUCAUGUUAGCAGUUACUGUUGUCAAAUCAAUUUCACUUGGCUUUCAUAGUGUAAAUUAUUAUGUGAUUGGGAAACACGGUGCUCAUGAAGAAAGUUGGGCUGUUAUGUAUUAUAUUACUCAUAUUAUUCGAGGUGCACUUCUAUUUAUCACUAUAUUACUGAUUGGUGCUGGUUGGGCCUUUAUCAAACAUAUGUUAACACCGCGUGAACGUAAUGUGUUCUUGAUUGUAGUACCUCUUCAAGUUUUAGCCAAUAUUGCUACUAUAGUUAUUGAAGAGUCUGAAGCUGGUGCAGCUCGUUAUGCUACAUGGAAAGAAAUUUUCAUUUUUGUCGAUUUAGCAUGUUGUGGAGCAAUUUUAUUCCCUGUUGUCUGGUCUAUUAGACUUUUAAAAGCAGCUUCUCAAACAGAUGGUAAAGCAGCUAUAAAUCUGCGUAAUCUACGGUUAUUCCGUCAUUUCUACAUUCUGGUUAUUUGUUACGUGUAUUUUACACGUGUCAUUGUCUACCUGAUGACAAUCACUGUAGUCUAUUCGUAUUCAUGGCUUGUGGAAUUAUUCAAGGAAACGGUGACUUUCAUUUUCUUUAUUUCAGUUGGUUAUGAGUUUCGUCCAGUUAAUGAUAAUCCUUAUUUACUCGUUUCUGAUGAAGAUGACGAUGAAGAUACUGUGAUGGAACGUAUGCAAAUGGAAGAUAUAUGGUCUCAGUCUGGUUUAACAGAUGGAGUGACACGAGUACAAAGAUCCCAGUCGAAGCGUAAAUCAAAUAUUCCAAUGAAAACUUAUCCAAAAAGUCAAGAUAAAGAAUCAUUACUACAAGGAGUAGAAAAUGCAUAGUUUUAUUCUAAAUAUAUGCUUCUCAAUCCUCUCCCAUCUAAUAUCAAUCUACACUGCAAAACAGAUCAAAAAUAAAACGAUUUUAUGUGUAUACACGUUUGUGUAGUGCUAUUACUACUACUUCUUUUGCUACCAACUAUGUGAUUUUCUUUAGUUAUCUUAUUUCUGUUUUGCAGUUUUAUAAACAUGUAUAGUAAAUAUCCAAGUGUAGAUGCGCAUGUAUGGGAAAUUCGUCCCUAUUUCCCCUCCCGCCCACAAAAACAUUUAUGGUACUUUUCUGAUCUUCUUAUAUCCACUCAUGUUGUUUUCCUAACAGACAUUUUGUACACACGGAUUCUUCUUUUAUGGUUAUUGUUUUUUUCGUACGAUUAUGUUCGUGUGUACGAGGCCUACUCUCUCUCUCUCUCUCUCUCUCUCUCUCUCUCUCUCUCUCUCUCUCUCUCUCUCUCUCUCUCUCUCUUGUUCUCUCAUAUAAAUAAAAUUUAUCACUUCAAAACAAACCUUUGAGAAAAAUAAACUCAUCUAUUUUGUCAUUUUUAAAUAAAGCAUACAAAAUGCAUGUAAACUUAUCAUUAUAUUGAGUGGAAUUAAAUAAUACUCCACAAUAAGAACGACAAACAACGAUAAAUUUUGAUAGUGCGAUAAGAAGAUGAAGAUUAUCAGAAUUAUGUCAUAUACUUGCGCAACACAUAGUUUUUAAGUACAUUUGUGAUCAGAUUGUCCGAAAUGUAUUGCGCAAAUACAUUACAUAAUUCUGAUAACCUUCGUCUUCUCAUCGUAUUAUCCAAAUUUAUCAAAGGAACUAAUUGUUUUAGACAACAGUAAAUUGUUUACAUCAAAAUGAUUAGUUUUAUUUUGUUUUACUCCUGGCUUUUGCCUUUUGAUUGUUACUAUCACUAAAUCCUGUAACAUGAUGACUUGCAGUGCAGAUUUUUAUUUGUUCGUUUCCUUUUUUAAACCUCUAAUCCACUUUCUUGUUUGCAGAAAAAAAAGUAUCUGUAGUUUUCUCACUUCCACUAUCAUAUUAAAAAUAAUAGCUGAAAUAAGAUUUUGUUUGUAUAA